GAACACAGCAGGGAAGGCAGCAUCAGAGGAGCAGGAAAGCUGACGUUUCAGGUCGGGACCCUUCUUCAGAAAAAGAUUGCAGUGAGAGAGAGAUCCACUGAGGUCUUUCCGCAGGGAGGAGGAUAACUUCUUCAAGUUUGUCCAGAAUUUGUGAAAGAAGUGGAGUUAUUACAGGAAACAAGGAGAUAACAAGGUGUAGAGCUGGAUGACCACUGCAGGCCAAGCAGCAUCAGAGGAGCAGGAAGGCUAACAUUUCGGGCCUAGACCCUUCUUCAGAAAUUUCGAAAAAAAAAUCUCAGAGCUGGAAAAAUGCCAUCAGUUAGAGUCAUUAUUAUUCAAAUUACCUGUGGUUUCCGUAACUGGGGGGAGGUGUUUCCUCUGCAAUAUAACUGCACCUGACUCUCAAGAGUCAUCAGAACUCAAGCUGCUGCUGACUCUUCUCUGAAUCAAUCCAGAGGAGCCUCUAGAAGAGAGAAAUGGCUUCAAUAUUGUCAGCCCUGCUUCUUUGCCUGUUUCUUCAGUAUGCAUCAUCUGGAUCUCUCAACCUUUGCAUGAUAGAAAAUGCUACAAUGGGAGGCUCAUUCAGUUUAAUGAUUUCACCAAAAUACCUCAUGCCAAACACAACAUACAAAGUUACCGUGAAUGGAACUGGAGCCAAUGUAAUUGUAACUCUCUCAGCUUCCUAUAAUGGCAGCAGUAUUGGGAACUGGACAAAUAAUACUGAAAACUGUGCAGGAAUUUAUGGCAGAGGGAAACUCCCAACCACUGAAGGGUGGAUGUCACCCAAAAGCAUGAUGAACAUGCAUAGCAAUGUUUUAUUCAAAGCCUUUGUCAAAAUGUCUGAAAACAAAACAUACGUCAUGAACAAAACUCUCAGAAUAGCUCUUACAACCACUGCUGUAUCAAAUACGCAAACUACAGCUGUGUACAACAAGACCACGACUGCGUACAAUAAAACUACAACUGUGUACAUGACCACAACUUCAUACAACAUGACCACAACUCCAUACAACAUGACCACAACUCCAUACAACAUGACCACAACUAUAACAACUGCCAAUAAUUCAGCAGGUGUCAUUACCUUCAAGCCACUGAGUGGGAUUGUUAGCAUGCUCUUGCUCUUUGGUAUAGUGCGAGAAUUGCUGUCAUAAAAGGUUUGAAAUGCUGACCUUCACAAUUCCUAACAUUAUGGCAUAUCAAUUACAUUGCACCCAGAAAGACUGUCAAUCCAUUCUAAGUCCUCUUUCUAUAUAAAAAUACUGAAGCUUUUAUCUUUGCAGUAUCAAUCUUGAUCAAUCAAAAUUGGGAAAUAUAUUUUGUGGGGACACCUGCUUUCUUUAAUAAAAAGAAGUUUGAAUAUUUGCUGCAAUCCCAAAUAUUGUCCUUUGUUUCUCACUAUCCAAAUUCCAGGCAAGCCUGAAGGGUCUAGGCCCGAAAUGUCAGCCUCUCUGCUCCUAUGAUGCUGCUUGGCCUGCUGUGUUCAUCCAGCCCUGCACCUUGUUGUCUCUGAAUCAAUUAAGUUUAGUAACUCACCUUCUACUCUUUACUAUACUUCUGUGCAAGGGUGUGAAAAGUACUCUUGUUCUAUAUAGAGAUGAAUUCUAUUGGAAAUAUAAACCUGUUUAGAAUACAUGGCCAGUUCUUCAAAAUUAUAAUGAGUUGACUAAUAAUCUUUAGGUUUUUGUCCGUUUUCAUUCAUUAUUAAAUUGUUAAUUUUUUCUGAUUCUUUUUUAUUGCAUUUUCUUUUGUAUUUCUAGGCUUUUGUGCCUACCAUGUCAGAAAUUGAAUAUUCAGCACCUUCAUUGUUCAAUUGCUUUCUGUAAUGUAGCUUUGACAAUCAGUUGCACUGAAAGCCUUGACCAACUAUCUAGACAAAUGUCGCAACAAUGGAAUAUUUACAAUUCUAAGAUAAGCAAGUAAUUGGUUUCAAUUUCUUUAGGAUCUUAUUCCAUCCUGCAGAUUAUUAACAAAUGUCUAUUGGGUUCACAAUGCAAUAAUGUUCUAUAGCCUAUCAGAUAGCUUCAUAAUGUCAAUAGAUUACAUGGAUGGGAUUUAUAAUUGUAAUGUCACUGUUAUUUAGUGGGUAUCAAUAAUGAUCAUUUCACUUCUACCCAUUUUUCAAAUAUGAGCCUCAAAAUUCAUCAAAAUGUUCAAUAAAGGUACAGCACAAUUUUGUUUCCUGACAAGUAAAAUAUCACAUGAAAAUCUCAGGAAAAGAAAAUCCAAAAACUGUGCAAUGGACAAUCGUUUACUUUCAUCAUGUUCCACUUAAUCGUACAUAUUCUAAAGUACAAAUCUUUUAGAUAAGUGCCAGAAGCCAACUUGUUUAGUGGACCUGCUCAUAUUGUGCUUGGUGAAGCAUGGUUUCACUAGUAGUGUAAGCUUAAAAAUCAAAUCACUGUACGUUAGAGAGAAGAAGGUUAAGAGGUGGCUUAAUAGAGACAUACAAGAUGAUCAGAGGAUUAGAUAGGGUGGACAAUGGGAGCCUUUUUCCUCGGAUGGUGGUGACUAGCACGAGGGGAAAUAGCUUUAAAUUGAGGGGUGAUAGAUAUAGGACAGAUGUCAGAGGUAGGUUCGUUACUCAGAGAGUAGUAAGGGCGUGGAAUGCCCUGCCUGCAAAAGUAGUAGACUCGCCAACUUUAAGGGCAUUUAAAUGGUCACUGGAUAAACAUAUGGAUGAUAAUGGAAUAAUUUAGGUUAGAUGGGUUUCAGAUUGGUUUCACAGGUCGGCACAACAUCGAGGGCCAAAAGGCCUGUGCUGCGCUGUAAUGUUCUAUGUUCUAUGUUCUAAAGAUUUAACAUAUGCUUACUAAAUUCCACCAUUUGUUACUUUAAGUCAGUUCUCAGUCCACUUAGUUCAAGUGGGUUCAUGGCACCGUUAAAAUAGUGCAGAGAAGAUUUUGAUACCUAUGGGAUAAAAGUUCAUCUGAUAAUGUUGUUCUUUAUAACCUCCAGUCUAAUCAUUCACCAUAGUUAUGAAACCAUCAUCCUACAUACAAUUAUUCAAAGUAAUAAUUCUCACACUUUAUUCCCUGAUUCUAGAAUUAGAUGGUUUUCAAUCACCAAAAGAGUAAUUGAUCCCAAUUCUUAUUUAUUAAUUAUUGUUUUGGUUUCACAUUUAUAUAUUUAACCUCACUUCAUACCUCCAUUCAAUUGUUUUACUUUAAUUAAACAUUUAUUGACCCUCUGUUGGUAUUUUAUAUAAGAAGUAACUUGCACAUUUCCAGACAAUUCAGACAUGAUACCAAAGGCAAAAGUCUUUUGAAUCACUGUCCAUUUUAUGAAGACCUGCAAGCACUAGCCUGCAAGCCUGAUAAUGCCCUAAAAUGAAGUAUGUUUUCACUAGUAUGGUGUCCAAAGAUAAUGCCUAGGUAGAAAAUCAUUGUUUAGAAAUGUGCUGAGCUGUUUAUAAAUACACUGAAAUUAUUUACAAAAGUAAUGUUACUUUCUUUAAUAAAAGUUUAACUUGAUUUA
Molecule: messenger RNA, 3474 nt
Organism: Rhincodon typus (whale shark)
Lineage: Eukaryota; Metazoa; Chordata; Chondrichthyes; Orectolobiformes; Rhincodontidae
Product: placenta-expressed transcript 1 protein-like
Exons: 5
Coding region: 477-1151 (224 amino acids)
Source: RefSeq, a predicted model, not a curated record